Messenger RNA from Eupeodes corollae, 2733 nucleotides. It is a transcript of the gene Ssrp, whose product is annotated as FACT complex subunit Ssrp1. Gene Ontology annotation, molecular function: DNA binding; nucleosome binding; histone binding. Gene Ontology annotation, cellular component: FACT complex; nucleus. The record is from RefSeq and is a predicted model, not a curated record. The transcript is spliced from 6 exons. Lineage: Eukaryota; Metazoa; Arthropoda; Insecta; Diptera; Syrphidae. Bases 143 to 2602 code for a protein of 819 amino acids.
AAUGUCACUUUAACUUCAACAACGCCGAAAUUUGGUUUAACUGCGUCCCGCAAAAAUUUUGUUAUUUGAAUUUGUUGCUAUUGCUAAUUUCACAAAAGUUGAUAAUUUAAAUUUAUUACUCACAUCGCAUUAAAUAUUUAAUAUGGAUGCCCUAGAGUACAAUGAUAUCCAAUCAGAAGUCCGCGGAGUUAUGACUCCAGGAAGACUCAAACUUGGUGACCAAAAUAUCGUCUUCAAAAACAACAAGACUGGCAAAGUCGAACAAAUCAACUCCGCCGACAUAGAGUUGGUAAAUUCUCAGAAAUUUGUUGGUUCCUGGGGCAUUCGUGUCUUCACAAAGAAUGGAACCCUGCAUCGCUUUUGCGGCUUCAAAGAUAGCGAACACGAGAAAAUCGGAAAAUUUUUCAAGAAACAAUACGAUUUGGACAUGUUAGAGAAGGAGCUCUGUGUCAGAGGCUGGAAUUGGGGCACGGCCAAGUUCAAUGGCUCUGUGCUCAGUUUCGACUUGGACGUAAAGACUUCGUUUGAGAUUCCUCUCAAUCAUGUGUCGCAAUGUAAUACGGGAAAGAAUGAGGUAACCCUGGAGUUCCAUCAAAACGACGACGCUCCAGUUGGCCUCAUGGAGAUGCGUUUCCACAUUCCCACCAGUGAAUCGGCCGAAAUCGAUCCGGUGGAGAGUUUCCAGACGAAUGUCAUGAACAAAGCAUCGGUCAUUUCGGUGUCGGGUGAUGCCAUCUCGAUCUUCCGCGAGAUUCAUUGUCUCACUCCUCGUGGUCGAUACGACAUCAAGAUCUUCUCGACGUUCUUCCAACUUCACGGUAAGACGUUCGAUUAUAAGAUCCCAAUGUCAACGGUUUUGAGGUUGUUCCUGCUGCCACACAAGGACAAUCGACAGAUGUUCUUUGUACUGUCUCUGGAUCCCCCAAUCAAACAGGGUCAGACAAGGUACCACUUCUUGGUGUUGCUUUUCGGUCCAGAAGAGGAUAUCUCCCUCGAGUUGCCAUUCACUGAGGAGGAAUUGAAGGAGAAAUACGACAACAAAAUAACCAAGGAGCUCUCCGGACCCGUCUAUGAGGUUAUGGGAAAAAUCAUGAAGGUCCUGAUUAACAGGAAGAUCACUGGACCAGGAAAUUUCAUGGGACAUUCGGGAACUCCAGCCGUAGGAUGUUCAUUCAAAGCUGCCGCCGGAUACCUCUAUCCAUUGGAGCGAGGCUUCAUUUAUGUGCACAAACCACCACUGCACAUUCGCUUCGAGGAGAUUGCCACAGUGAACUUUGCCCGUAGUGGUGGAUCCACUCGUAGUUUUGAUUUCGAAAUCGAGCUCAAAUCGGGAACCGUCCACACAUUCAGCAGCAUCGAAAAGGAGGAAUACUCCAAGUUGUUUGACUUCAUUCAAAAGAAGAAGCUUCACGUCAAGAACACCGGCAAGAACGACAAGGGAGCCUACAAGGAUGACUUCGGUGAUUCGGACAAUGAAAACGAACCAGAUGCCUACUUGGCUCGUGUCCAAGCUGAGGCACGUGAAAAGGAUUCAGAUUUGGACGAGGAAGGUUCGGAGGAGGAAUCAACGGACGAAGACUUCAAACCAAAUGAGAAUGAAUCCGAUGUAGCCGAGGAGUAUGACAGUAACGCACAAAGUGAUUCAUCGGAUGACAGUGACGCCAGUGGAGGUGGUGGUGGUGGUGAUGCCGAGAGCUCCGAACGCAAAGAGAAAAAGAAAGAGAAGAAAGAAAAGAAGGAGAAGAAAGAAAAGGAAAGAAAAGAACGCAAAGAAAAGGUCGUAAAGAAGACCAAGAAGAAGGAUAAGGAUUCGAAUAAGCCAAAGCGAGCCACCACAGCUUUCAUGAGUUGGUUGAACGAAACUCGAGAAGAGAUCAAGAAAGAUAAUCCCGGCAUAAAGGUGACCGAGAUAGCUAAGAAAGCUGGCGAGAUGUGGCGCGAUCUGAAGGACAAAUCGAAAUGGGAGGAAAUAGCCAACAAAGACAAGCAGCGAUAUGCGGACGAAAUGAAGGACUACAAUGCCUCCGGAGGUGCUGCCAAUGCGGGAAGUGACGAUGAAGGCAAAAAGGCAGUAAAACGAAAGAAGGAAUCCCCAACCAAGCGUUCGGCGAAUGUGUCGAGUGGGUCAUUCAAGAGCAAGGAAUACAUAUCUGAUGACUCGUCAUCGAAUGAUUCGGACGGUGGGGCAAAGAAAAAGCCAAAGGGGGACGAUAAGAAGAAAUCGGAAUCCGAAGGGGAUGAGGAGGAGAUCGAAUCCUCGGGAGAUGAAUCUGAGGGCGAGAAAAAAAAGAGCAAAGAUUCAAAGAGCAAAAAGAAGGACGAAGAGGAUGAAUCUGAUGCUGAAAAGGGAAAGAGCAAGGCACCGCCAUCGAAGGCCAAAGCGAAGAAAAAGGAUGAAUCCGGAGAUGAUGAAGAGGAUGAAGAAAUUGAGGACUCUGAAGAAGAAGAUAAGAAGAAAAAUAAGAAGGCUGCCAAGCCCGAUAAGAAAAAUAAACCAGGCCCAGCAUCAAAAUCAAAAUCCAAGAAAAAAGAUGAAUCAGAUGAUGAGGAGGAAGAAGAAGAAGAGGAUGAAGACGACGAAUCAAGCGAAGUUAGCGAUUAAACAUUCAAACCAUUUAAAAGAGAAAAACAAAACAAAUUAUUAUUUAAUCGUGUUUAUUUAGUUAUUAUUCCAUUACCGUUAGUUUAUGUCUUUCAAGAGCAGUUUUGUAUUAAAAUACAUUUCUAUUACGA